Molecule: messenger RNA, 1380 nt
Organism: Gadus morhua (Atlantic cod)
Lineage: Eukaryota; Metazoa; Chordata; Actinopteri; Gadiformes; Gadidae
Product: potassium-transporting ATPase subunit beta-like
Exons: 7
Coding region: 141-1058 (305 amino acids)
Biological process (GO): sodium ion export across plasma membrane; intracellular potassium ion homeostasis; potassium ion import across plasma membrane
Cellular component (GO): sodium:potassium-exchanging ATPase complex
Molecular function (GO): ATPase activator activity
Source: RefSeq, a predicted model, not a curated record
CCAAGGAGGAGAGGAGAAGGAGAUGCAGUAAAAGUUAGUUAGCAAAGUGGGAACGUCAGACUCCAGAGCCCAGCAGAAGAAAGGAAAGAAAGAGUUUAAGAAGGAUUUUGUGUUGAGGCCGGUUCUGUGCAGAGCGAGACAUGGCCGCCUUGAAGGAGAAGAGAACGUGUGGCCAGCGCUGUGAAGACUUUGGACGUUUUGUCUGGAACUCAGACAAUGGGACCUUGUUUGGCAGAACUCCCGAGAAAUGGGUGUACAUCAGCCUGUACUACGUGGCGUUCUACGUGGUGAUGACGGGGCUCUUCUGCCUGGCCAUCUGGACGCUGAUGUACACCCUGGACCCGUACACUCCGGACUACCAGGACCGACUGCCCUCGCCAGGUGUGAUGGUGUGGCCAGAUAAAUAUGAUGAGGAGCAUAUAGUGAUCACUUACAACUCCUCAGACAAAGUGAGCGUGAGCAAGAUGUCCUCCUGCCUUCACAACUUCCUGGGGCAGUACAACGACACUCUACAGAAGGACUGUGACCACAACUGCACCAAGGGAAAGUACUUUAUGCAGCACAAUUUUCUACCUGGUACUCACACCAAGGAGUCCUGCUCCUUCUCCGUCAGCCAGCUUGGCAACUGCUCCGGACUGCACGACCCCACCUUCGGCUACAACUGUGAUAUGCCCUGUGUCAUCAUUAAGAUGAAUAGGAUUAUCAAUUACCUCCCAUCCAAAAACAACACCCAAGACAUACAAGUGAACUGUACAGUUCUGGAAGGAGAGGAGAACGUGAAGAAGAUAGAGUACUUUCCAGAAAAUGCUCUCAUGGAUAGAUCUUACUUCCCCUACUAUGGUAAACUGGCCCAGCCCAACUACCUGAACCCCCUGGUGGCCGUGAGAAUCAGCCUGACGGGGAAACGCUCUGCCAAGUUCCAGUGCCGCGUGGUCGCAGAUAAGAUCACCUACGAGAACAUUCACGACCCGUACGAGGGGAAGGUGGUCUUCACCCUCCAGAACCUCCAUGUUCCCUCCAGCCCCAGCAGUGUACACCACCACAGCUCUACUCUGUAGAUAUCAGCUCAAUGAUGAGCAGAGCCUCUUUUUAACCCUAAAGACCACGGCUCUGUCAUAUAAAUAUCAGCUCCAAGUUAACCGGAACCAUUAAAUUAUUUGGAGGAUUGGUUAUUAUAUCCACAAAUAACCACUGCUUGAACACCACUUUGUUUGCAGUCUUGGUUCCUUUAAAUAAAAUCACAACUCCUGAAUAUACAUCAGGCCGGCUUCUGUCACCUUUAUUCCCUCUCGUUUGAACGAUUGUUGACAUUGCUUCUUGCCAAUAAAGGUGUGACUUAAAGUGUAUAAUAAAGGGCUGGAUGUUAAGAAGUAUGCUGUG